UUUCUGCAAGAGAUAAAGAUUUUUCCUUGCUCCCAUCUUGACAUGCAGAUUAUGAAUGCAGGAUAUCUUUACAGAAGACACUGUAUUAACUGUCACAUCUGCUCAGCACCAAUGCAACAACAUCCAAAUGUUCACCAAAAAAAAUUCAACAGCAACAGCACCAAAGGUGCAGGUGUUGUAUGCUGGAUACCUGUACAAGUCCCCUAACCUUUCUAAGCCUGCAAAAUUCAUGAAACGAUGGAGGCAUCGCUUCUUUGUACUUUCUAAGGCGGGUGAGGACAACUAUCAGCUGGCAUACUAUAAAAAUAAAGAAAAAAUGGAGAAGCCUUUAGGAGAAAUAGACCUUUCUAUGCUCAGGUUAAUUUGUACCGGUCCUGAGAAACAUCGGAUGUGGGAAUGGAUUUACAAAAACUUUAAGUGCCUCCCGUCCGCUGUACUGUUUCUGAGAGUGGAGGACUUCAUGCUAAAAUACACAAAAGACUAUUUCCUCAUUGGAGAAAACAGUGAGGAUGUGAAUGGCUGGCACAAUGAGUUACUGAAAGUUAUAAAGACUCAACCAUCACAAAAUAAAGAAACAGACUAUGACCUUCAACAGUUGACCAGAUAUCUGUCCAAGUCUCAAGGUUAUAAUAAGCCGGAUCUAACUGAAGCACCGCCAGAUGACGACUACAACAUUUUGAGGAAAGUAACUGAUAGUCAAUCUUAUCUAUUUCGGCAGUCUGAACCUAUAUAUAAAUUCAUUUCCCCUCCAUUGCCGGAUGGUAACUACAAUAUUCCUCGCAUGGCUAGUGAUAUUACAUUUAGUGAUGAUGAUGAAGAUGACACAGAAGAACAGCCUGAAACUUCAGAGGACAACAUCAACAGUGAAUGCAUGUCUAUGUUUUCAGUAAAACAGGUGUUGCAACAGAACCAACAGGAGGAGGAUGCAUGCUUUCAGAAAAAUAUGCACACCAACGGUCUUGAUUCUUCCUAUGACUUGUGUAAUGGUGCAGGCAAUCCAAUGAAACGAAACAGUGCAGAGCUGAGGUGCCCCAUGGGGUCUCUUUCAUACUUUUCAGACUUUAAUGGAAAUUGUGCCUAUAUUGAGAUGAAUAAGGGAUCCACAAGCAAGAGUGAAACACACAAACCCGUUGAGAAGGAGAUCUGCAUUAACCGAAAUGAUCUUUGUAAAGGUUUGAUCUUCACACAGAAAGAAGGAAAGCCAUGUGUGUCUGAGUGUAAGACUGAGACCUCACAUUUGUUUCAUAAGGGGGAUCAGAUCCUGGCCUUCAAUGACAUGCAAAUAGAGACAGUAGAUGAGAUACAUACAUUCCUAAGAAGGUUUAGCAGGGAUGAGGUAAAACUGACUGUUCUACGAUAAACUCGGAUAAACUCUGUUCAUCAUAUUAAGGAUAUGAAACAUAAUGAGGACACUUCAUUCAGUUGUUCGUUCAUUAGAAGCACUUCUUCUUUUAGUGAUUUAUAUAAACUGGCAACCAGGUUAUAAGAUAGUAUUAAGUAAGAUUUGUUGAUCUUAAACUGUUACUGAUUUACAUAAAUUUGUAACACUGUAUAUAUUGUAUAUAACAGUGUAUAUGAUACUGGUGAUGCAUGUAUAUACUCUGAUUAUAUAAAAAAAGAUUUCAAAUAAGAUGGAGACAAGUAUUAUGGUAACACAUAAUCCGUUAAUCCAUUACUAUAAGGUUAACUAUUUGUAAGCUACACUAAUUUUUACAAUGACACUCUUUAAUGUACCAUUUGUAUAAAACUUUUUUUUAAUUCUGUAUUUUGUUUUGAAAAUAUGUAACCAACGUCAUUAUGCCCAAAAUUAUUAUGCACUUAAAUUAUUUAUGUGAAC
Molecule: messenger RNA, 1837 nt
Organism: Misgurnus anguillicaudatus (oriental weatherfish)
Lineage: Eukaryota; Metazoa; Chordata; Actinopteri; Cypriniformes; Cobitidae
Source: RefSeq, a predicted model, not a curated record